AUGCCGGCCCUGGACCGCGAAGGCGCGGGAGAGCUCUCUCCCUACCAGAGAUUGAGCCAGCGGAUGCAGGAUGUCACCGGAGACAGGGGAGUGUUAAAGGAGGUCAUCUGUGAGGGCACUGGAGACUUGGUGACCCCCGAUGCUUCUGUGUUAGUGAAAUACUCUGGGUAUCUGGAGCACAUGGACAAGCCCUUUGACACCAACUGCUACAGGAAGAUCCCUCGACUAAUGAAGCUUGGAGAAGAGAUAACCCUGUGGGGGAUGGAGUUGGGCCUGUUAACGAUGCGCAAAGGCGAGUUGGCCCGAUUUCUCUUCAAGCCACGCUAUGCCUACGGGGCACUGGGCUGUCCACCCUUGAUUCCGCCCAACACCACGGUCUUGUUUGAAUUGGAGCUGCUGGACUUCCUUGACUCUGCCGAGUCAGACGAAUUCUUCGCCCUUACUGCUAAGCAACAGGACGUGUUCCCCCUAGAGAAGGUGCUGAAGGUGGCUGGCACAGAACGUGAAUUUGGCAACUACCUCUUUCGCCAGAACCGCUUUCACGAUGCCAAGGAGAGAUACAAAAGGGCCUCCUUGAUUCUUUGCCGCAGGCCUUUUCACCCUGAGGAACAGGGGCAAAUAGAAAGUGCCAAACUCCUGGUCUUCCUUAACCUGUCCUUCACUUACCUCAAGUUGGAACGACCCACCCGGGCCCUGGUCUAUGGAGAGCAAGCCUUGGCUAUUGAUGAGAAGAAUGCUAAGGCCCUCUUCAGAUGUGGACAGGCUUGUCUUAUUAUGACUGAAUAUGAGCGAGCCCGGGAUUUCCUUGUCCGAGCCCAAAGAGAACAGCCUUUGAAUCAUGACAUCAACAAGGAGCUGAAGAAGCUAGCCAGCUGUUACAGACACUACAUGGAUAAAGAGAAGGAAAUGUGCUACCGGAUAUUUUCUCCUCUCCAUUCCUCUGCUGCGCAACAGGACUGAAGCUUCGUUGUGCCCAGCCUGGUCAGAGUUGGCAGAGGACCAGAACAGUCUCCAAGAUGGCAUUUCAGGGGCGGAGGUGGACAAAAAGAGCCCCCCCCCCCUCCAUGUUUCUCUGAGCUCAAAGCACCUACAGUUUCAGGCCAAACUCCUCCUGGGGCUUAACAGGCUGGGCACAUUCCUGGUGGCUGCUUUGGUUUCCAGCUCUCUGUACAGAGGAGGCCUGAGCAAGGCAGCCUGAAUGCCCAGGAAUGUGGCGCCUUUUCUGUUUGAGUGGGGCUUGGGGAAGCGGGGUGGGCAGGACAGUAUUGUGAACGGGCCUGCUUUCUCGGGUGCUGACCCUGUUAUAUUUUCCUCCUGUAGUCUUGAGGGGCUGCAGCAGCUCUGUAACAUCAGCUGCUGCCAAAUGGAGAAGCGCUCUCCCUUUUCUUGCCCCUGUGAGGUUAAAGGGGGUGGGGGGGGUUGUUUUGUUUUUUAAUGGAAGCUGUUCUUAGCUUUUCUCUCCACACCCUACCCCAGCAGCUGAAGUGCUUAUGUAAAUAGUUACACAUAAAGUUGGCUCUGUGUGUUUACAGAGGGUUUGUUGUUUUAAAGUAGAGAAUUAUGUUCAGAAUGUGUUAUUGU
Messenger RNA from Trichosurus vulpecula (common brushtail), 1581 nucleotides. It is a transcript of the gene FKBP6, whose product is annotated as FKBP prolyl isomerase family member 6 (inactive). The transcript is spliced from 9 exons. The record is from RefSeq and is a predicted model, not a curated record. Gene Ontology annotation, molecular function: protein binding; peptidyl-prolyl cis-trans isomerase activity. NCBI's taxonomy places the organism in Eukaryota, Metazoa, Chordata, Mammalia, Diprotodontia, Phalangeridae. Bases 1 to 960 code for a protein of 319 amino acids.